CCUCUGCGUGUGCCACAAAUACACUUAGCUGGCUGAGCUGGAUCCAGAGGCUAGAGGCGGCAGGCCCACCUGGGGAGGCCCACCCAGCCCCCGGGGCCUGCAGGAGGGGCCUGGCGGCCAGGGCACCCAGCCACAGCAGCGUCCUGGCCUCGGGGGGCUCCCCACUCCCCAUCCUGGAGCCCAAGGUCAGCUCAGGCCCGCCCUAGGCACAAGGCAAGCAGUGUUUGCUUUUGCACUUUUGUUGAAUGUAUGUACGGAGCGGGGGAGCUCCCUAGCUCAAGAGCAAGUGGCCACAAGCUCUGCAAGAUCAGAAGAAGAUUCCUGGCCAUUCAGCAUGGUUUCCCAGGGAUCCUCGCCCUCCCUACUGGAAGCCCUGAGCAGCGAUUUCCUGGCCUGUAAAAUAUGUCUGGAGCAGCUUCGGGCACCCAAAACGUUGCCCUGCCUGCACACCUACUGCCAGGACUGCCUGGCCCAGCUGGCCGAGGGCGGCCACCUCCGAUGCCCCGAGUGCCGGGAGACGGUGCCUGUGCCACCGGCAGGCGUGGCCGCCUUCAAGACCAACUUCUUUGUCAACGGGCUGCUGGAUUUGGUGAGGGCCCGGGCUGGUGGAGACUUGCGCGCGGGGAAGCCAGCCUGUGCGCUGUGUCCCCUGAUGGGGGGGGCCGGCACAGGGGGGCCAGCCACGGCCCGGUGCCUGGACUGUGCGGAUGACCUGUGCCAGGCCUGUGCUGAUGGGCACCGCUGCACCCGGCAGACCCACACCCACCGGGUGGUGGACCUGGUGGGCUACCGGGCAGGCUGGUACGACGAGGAGGCCCGGGAGCGCCAGGCGGCCCAGUGCCCCCAGCACCCCGGGGAGGCUCUGCGCUUCCUGUGCCAGCCCUGCUCUCAGCUGCUGUGCCGCGAGUGCCGCCUGGACCCCCACUUGGACCACCCCUGCCUCCCACUGGCUGAGGCUGUGCGCGCCCGGAGGCCAGGCCUGGAGGAGCUGCUGGCAGGUGUGGACAACAACCUGGCUGAGCUCGAGUCCGCCCGGAUGGUGGAAAAGGAAGCCUUGGCCCGUCUGCGGGAGCAAGCUGCUAAGGUGGGGACACAGGUGGAGGAGGUGGCUGAGGGGGUCCUCCGGGCCCUCCUGGCCCAGAAGCAGGAGGUGCUGGGGCAGCUACGGGCCCAUGUGGAGGCUGCCGAGGAGGCUGCUCGGGAGAGACUGGGGGAGCUGGAGAGCCGGGAGCAAGUGGCCAGGGCUGCGGCUGCCUUUGCCCGUCGGGUGCUCAGCCUGGGCCGCGAGGCUGAGAUACUCUCACUGGAAGGGGCGAUUGCCCAGAGGCUCCGGCAGCUGCAGGGUUGUCCCUGGAUGCCUGGGCCAGCCCCCUGCCUGCUGCCCCAGCUGGAGCUCCAUCCUGGGCUCCUGGACAAGAACUGCCGCCUGCUACGGCUCUCCUUUGAGGAGCAGCAGCCCCAGAAAGACAGUGGGAAGGAUGAAGCUGGAAGCCAGGGAGGGGAUGAAACUCAGAGCCGGAGAGAGGAUGGAGCCAAGUCAGAGAGACAAGGUGCAAUCCAGCCCCAGAGCAGGGAUGGAGCUUAUGCCCCAAAGGAGAACAGAGCCCAGACACCCCAGGAAGAUGGAGCCCAGACCCCAAAGGAGGACAGAGCCAAGACACCCCAGGAAGAUGGAGCCCAGACCCCAAAAGAGGGCAGAGCCCAGACACCCCUAGAAGAUGAAGGAGCCCAGACCCCAAGGGGUGGCAGAUCCAACAAAAAGAGGAAGUUCAAAGGCAGGCUCAAGUCAAUUUCCCGGGAGCCCAGCCCAGCACCCGGGCUGAACUUGGAGGGCUCUGGCCUCCUCCCCAGGCCCAUUUUUUCCUGCAGCUUCCCCACACGGAUGCCUGGAGACAAGCGGUCUCCUCGGAUCACAGGGCUCUGUCCCUUUGGCCCCCGGGAGAUCCUGGUGGCCGACGAGCAGAACAGGGCACUGAAGCGCUUCUCCCUCAGCGGUGACUACAGGGGCGCGGUACCCGUCCCUGAGGGCUGCUCCCCGUGCAGCGUGGCCGCCCUGCAGGGGGCAGUGGCCUUCUCGGCUGGUGCAAGGCUCUACCUCAUCAGCCCUGAUGGCGAAGUGCAGUGGCGCCGGGCCCUGAGCCUCUCCCAGGCCAGCCACGCUGUGGCUGCGAUGCCAAGUGGGGACCGGGUGGCCGUCAGCGUGUCAGGCCACGUGGAGGUGUACAACAUGGAAGGCAGCCUGGCCACCCGGUUUAUCCCGGGGGGCAAGGCUAACAGGGGCCUGCGGGCACUGGUGUUCCUGACCACCAGCCCCCAGGGCAACUUUGUUGGCUCCGACUGGCAGCAGAAUAGUGUGGUGGUCUGUGAUGGGCUGGGCCAGGUGAUUGGGGAGUACCGGGGGCCAGGCCUGCACGGCUGCCAGCCAGGCUCUGUGUCUGUAGAUAAGAAAGGCUACAUCUUUCUGACCCUUCGCGAGGUCAACAAGGUGGUGAUCCUAGAUCCGAAGGGGUCACUGCUGGGCGACUUCCUGACAGCUUAUCACGGCCUGGAAAAGCCCAGAGUGACCACCAUGGUGGACGGCAGGCAUCUGGUAGUGUCUCUCAGUAACGGGACCAUCCAUGUCUUUCGGGUCCGCUCUCCUGAUAGUUAAAGGGCUAGGACUGGGGAGGGUCUGGGGGAGGGGUGGGGGGGCUGUAGGGAGGGACGAUGGAGGCAAGGCUGCCAUGGGAUGUGGUGGCUGAGGGCAUUUCCCGGAGGGCAGGGGCUGGCAACCUUUCAAUGUGAAGUGCCAAACUGCCAACCCCUCUUCGGUGUGCAGGGAUGGGACCAAGGGCGGUGGUAUGACCACGGCUCUCAGAAACAGGGGAGGAGGGUGCCGGGGGCUACCUAGGCCUCCUGCUUUUUGUGGGUGACUGUCUGCCUCUGCUGAUGCCCUUAUAAAUUAGGUUUCUGAAAUUCGUAACCCUGUGCCAAUUUGCGUUCUUCGAAACCAUUCCCCAAUGCAGUGGCUCAGGGAGGGUUGGUAGAAGGAAUCCUCCAAGCCAAGCAGGGCUCAGGGUAUGUCAGGUGUGUGCCUUCUGGAAGAGAGUUGAGAACCCAGCUUCCCCUCAGGGGGACGCCAGGUCAUAAGAGGCGUAGGAUUUUGAAAUGGCCGCAGCCAGGAAGUAGAGGCUCCUCUGGUCAUGGUGUCCCCCAGUGAAGGACAGAAAAUCUGGCCUUCGUUUGGCUGAACUGAAGGGUGACGGGAUUUGCCCUCAGGUAGGCUGUUAUUGCUGAGGGAAAUAACCUAGUUCUAGCCCUGAGGGCUAGGUGUGGGGCCAUGGGGCCAAACCAGCUGGAAAACCUGAGAAGUCAGUAGUGGGUCUGGGCCGGGAGGAGGAAUGAAAUCUACAGGGAAGGAUUCCGUUGGAGGUGAGCUGUGACCACUGGUCUCUUGCAUGGGCAGUGGCAGAGCCAGAACCGAGGUGGACAUGUUGAGCCAGGGGCUGUCUUGAGACGACCAAAGGGAAUUUAAUGUAGGGAUUGUGAACGAUGGAAUGUUCAUGGGAACCAGAGGGAUUUUGGACAAGUCCAGAGGGAAAGCGCAGGGCAUUAGGAGUGGGGAGAAGAAGCCCCUUUUCUGGAGAGGUCAUUGCUCAUUCAUUGAAGCAAUAGGGAAAAUCAUCAAUGUCAAGCAGAUAAAUUCAAUUAUAUAAGAACUUCAGACAUUUGCACAGCAAAGAAUACUGAAAGAUGAAAGGAAAACCAGUUAAGGGGAGGAAGCUAUGUAGAAUUGGUCCGAAUAAGGACCAUGAGCCUCUAGUAGAAGCAGUGACCAAGAGAUCUACUUGGUUCAGAAGACCAAACAGGCUGGCCCCCAGGAGGUAACUCACACAGACCAGCGUUAGGAAACAAUCAAAUAAAGUCAACCCCUUGCAUCCAUCAGAAAUACAUUUUAAAAAUAUGUCGUGGAGAAAUAGACUCCCGGCACCAGGGAGUCAUGCUUUUUUGGAGAGCAGUUUGGCAAUACUUGACAAAGGUAGAAAGAAAUGACUGUAAGACUAAGUUAUCUCACUUUGGGGAAUACAUUCUGGGAAAAUAAUUCAAAAGAAAGAAAGUAUUUGCACAGAGAUAUUUGUGGCCACCUCUAUAUCACAGUCAUCAAUUGGAAACUGCUUGGCUGUGGGGGACAGGCGAGAAGAUUGUGGUCUAUUAAGACGAUGAGCUAUUGCCUUCACAUAUGACAACUAUGAGAACUAUUUUGAAAAAUAUGAUGCUAUGUGAUGCAAUCACAGCAAAAAAAAAAAAAAAGAGAGAGAAAGGGAGAGAGAGAAUUUGGAAUGAUGAUCACAUAAUGAUAGCAACAAGGUAAAAGUAUUUCUGAAUAGUUAUCGAGUGGAAAUAGGUUCAACAUUUGUAAAUAGUGAUUUGGGAGACUGGGUUCUGGUCCUUUCGUGCUGUUACUCAUAUAUACACAUUCCUACUUCAGUUAUUAUUGACCAUUACAUAACAUAUAUGCUUGAAUAUUUGCAUCAAAAAAAUAAACCUCUAUAAAUGAUAUUCGAGAAUAGCUAUUGGAUUUGCAAAUGAAUGUGUCAGUUAGCACAAAUGAGACUGUCCGGUUGAAGGAGAGGCAGGAGUUGGGGGAGAAUCCCAACUGGCCAGGGCCCCACAGGGAAGAAGAGCCUGUCUGGUGAAUGACCAUGAAACCUGCCCUGGGGACGUAUGCAGAGGUCACAGAGUCCUCUGGGGUGAUCAGAUCAUUGUGGGGUGUCCCCAAGGCAGGGGAAGUUCUUGCUGAGCUCACCAACUAAUUCAGACCAAUUGGAAGCCAAGUGGUGUUUCUACGGAACCAAUUGUGUAGGGUGAGUUGUAUGGGGAUGGGGAUGGGGACAAUGUUUUCUCUUCUUUGCAGCUCUACUUGCAGAGAGCACAGCAAUGGCUCAUAGUAGGUGCUCAAUGAACAUUUGUGAAAUGAAUUAAUGCCUAGAAAAAGGACACUUCAGAUGUCUCAGCCCCAGCCAACCAAGUUGUCUAAAAUCUUGGCUGGUGGGAAAUCUCUGGUAGGGGGCACUGUGGACACAGUCCACCUAAACCUCCCAGGGGGUGGCCCAGCUCUGGGUCACACAAGAGAUGAGAUUGGGGUGCCUUGCUUGUGUGUGAAGGGGGACCUGGUGGGUCAUAGGCUCUGGGGGAUCAUAUACCUUCUAGAGCUGCAGGGACCACAUGACUUUCCUGGAAGCUGUAGGAAUCCUGGGAAGGUGGGCAUUGGAAGAAUGAUGAAAGUACUAACUUUUCCUCAUUAAGGGACAGGGGUAGGAAGGCACAACACACUGACAAAAUGUGAGAGGGAAGGGAAAUGCAGCAUUGAGCAUAAUUUGGGAGCAAAACUGUAACCAUGACCUAGGACCACUCAGCACCACGAGAAAGUUCUUGGUUAAACUACAGAUGUUACGAAACCAGGAACAUCCUGAAAGAUACAACACCUCCCCCAUACAUACACACACACACACACACACACACACACACACACCCUGCAUUGGACUAUGACCAUUAACUUGAUCAAUCAUCCCAUUUUGUGUCUGGGACUUUCGAGGUUGUGGAUAUACUGGUGAAAGAAGCAUGUGGUUUGGGUAGAGAGAGAGGGAGUAGAAAACUUCUCCCAUAGUCUUUGUGUCUCAUAAAGGGGAGGGAAUGAGACAGCAGAGACCUGGGUUGAGUGCCGGCUCCUCUAUGAAAUAGCUGUGUGAUCUGGGCUAGCUUCCUAACUUCUCUGAGCCUCAGUUGGUAUAGCAGUAACAUGAGGAUCACAUUAGGCACCACACCCACCUCACAGGGUUGUUUGUGAGUCCUGGGUGAGGAGCACGGGGAAGUGCUUUGUGUACCAUACGGCUUAAAUCUGAGGUAUGGGUCAGGAGCAAGCUCAGCCGACCCAUACUGACCUAACUUAGACUCUUCUAACAUGGAAGCCUGCGUGGGGAUGUUAUAUGAACGUAUCGUGAGGUCAAAGCUCAAGAAGGUCCAGGUAGAGUUAUGACCUGUUUUUCCUUUGGAGGAGGUGUUUUGUUUUGCUUUGUAGCAGCUAUUUGAAAAAGCCAUAUGUAAGACACAGCAGUAACUAUAGGAGCAGAGGGGACCAAUGGCUCGCUUGCUAAGAGUGCUGUUCCUAAAAUCCAGCAGAGAACCAGACUGCCAACAAAGGACUGAUAACCAUAGGCUCUUAGGAAAAGUUCAAGAUGGCAGGCGUGGCCCGAUCUUUUGAUAGUUUAGAGGUAAUAUAAUUUGGGUGGGGCUAGCUCUCCCGCCAUCGUAAUCUUCUUAUUUCUGUAUCUAUAAAGCCCUGUCAUUCUUAUACAUGCUAUAGAGAUAGAAUUCCAGAGGGGCGGAGGUCUGAGAGGGAAGGCAGAAAUCUUCCGAGGACAUUGGUGCGGCCAGUGAUCUGGGCUGGGCAGGAUUCAACGGGUGGGGGCCAAGAGCAGGUGUUGGACCAUCUCUCCGUGGCAGGGCAGCUGAGGAGCGCAGAUACCCUGCAAAUGAAGUGGAGAUUGAACAGGUCUGCCUCGGGGGUGGGCUGGGGAGGGUAGCGGUUUGGGACUAGCUGGGGCAGAGGGCUGCCGGAGCACACUCGAGAAGACGAUCGAGCCGUAGAAAGAUCAAGUUCAGUGGCAGGCUUAGGAAAAUAGGUGAUUUGACUCAAACUAGCAGAACCAGCCUGCCCACUGGUUCACAAAUAUAGUUUAAUUAAAUGAAUCAGGAUAGGAGCAAAAAUAGGUUUUUCUGGGGACCAUGGAUGCCUUUUACAGGAGUGGAGUAGGUACAGUGGGGUCGGGCAGGACCUCACCUGAAGCCCCAGGUGAGGAACCUUCAGGACCAGGUAGAGAAGGGCCUAUAUAUAGGGAGGUGAUUAGGAAGGAGUUUUGGGAACAUAACCUGACUUGUCUUGGGAGAAAGUUUGAACUGGUUGGCUUGGCAGCCAAGAGAGAGAUGAGGCUGAAAACAGAAUCGGGACCUCAGUACCCAUGGUGUCAGCCCAGUGAAUUUUUCUUAGUUGCUGUGGGCCGAAGGAUCUGCGCGGUAAGCUUUCCUUCCUUUGUAUACUUCAUAUCAUUCUUCUGUUUCUUAAUAAAUUGGAAAAUCAUGAA
This is a messenger RNA of Canis lupus familiaris (dog), 7121 nucleotides long. RefSeq names its product tripartite motif containing 56 (gene TRIM56). NCBI's taxonomy places the organism in Eukaryota, Metazoa, Chordata, Mammalia, Carnivora, Canidae. The record is from RefSeq and is a predicted model, not a curated record. Bases 335 to 2650 code for a protein of 771 amino acids. The transcript has 4 exons. Gene Ontology annotation, molecular function: ubiquitin-protein transferase activity; zinc ion binding. Gene Ontology annotation, cellular component: chromatin; nucleoplasm. Gene Ontology annotation, biological process: innate immune response; positive regulation of DNA-templated transcription.